Messenger RNA from Panicum hallii, 975 nucleotides. RefSeq names its product non-specific lipid transfer protein GPI-anchored 2-like. The record is from RefSeq and is a predicted model, not a curated record. Gene Ontology annotation, biological process: lipid transport. The transcript is spliced from 2 exons. Bases 332 to 796 code for a protein of 154 amino acids. NCBI's taxonomy places the organism in Eukaryota, Viridiplantae, Streptophyta, Magnoliopsida, Poales, Poaceae. Gene Ontology annotation, molecular function: lipid binding.
UACCGUUGCUGGCCUCAUCUAACACGCCAAAUCGCCAACACCCGAUUUCAGUCUGAACACCAAAUUCGCCACACAUUUUGUUUGUUAACAACUCGAUCAACCGUCGACGAGUUGGACCGGUACUACAAUUUCCUGAUGAAGUAGGAACCGGCAGCUCACCAGCAUUACCGACUCGUUCAACAACUUCCAUCGGAGAUCACUCCUAUAAAAUCCACACCACCACGGGCCCAAAAUCAACACAAAACAGGGCCAGUAGCAGCACCCCGUUUCCGAGCACCUCUUGGCAAGCUGACCGAUCGCAUCAGGCAGUAGCAAAAUCCUAGCAAGAAAAAUGGCAGCGAGGGCGGCGCCGUUCUGGCUCCUGGCCGCGGCACUGGUCGCGGCGGCGUCCGCGCAGUCCUCCGGCUCCAGCGGCGGCGACUGCACGUCGGCGCUGGUGAGCCUGUCCCCGUGCAUGGACUACAUCAGUGGCAACGGCACGUCGGCGCCCAGCGCCUCGUGCUGCUCGCAGCUCAAGGCCGUGGUGCAGUCCAAGCCGCAGUGCCUCUGCGCCGCGAUCGGCGGCGACGCCUCGUCGUCUCUCGGCGGCGUCGAGAUCGACCGGUCGCGCGCGCUCGGCCUCCCCGCCGCCUGCAACGUCCAGACCCCGCCCGCCAGCCGGUGCAACGCCGGGUCGUCGGGCGGCGGAUCGAAGGCGACGCCGUCCCUGCCGUCCGGCGCCGCGGCGCUCCGGGGGCCGGCGGGUCUCGUACUCGGCCUCGCCGUGGCUGCGGUCUACGCCGUGGCUGCUGCGUGAUUCGUGAAGCGUGGUGGUUCAGGAUUUCAGGACGCGUUGCGUCGUGUGAACUUUCGUUUCAGCAAUACGGGGAGGAGGAUUUUGAGUGUCGUGUGUGCCUCUAUGGAUUUUCGUCAUUUGUGCCAUUGGUUGAUUCCGGGGUCGUAAUAAAUUUGCUGGUAUAUAUGCGAUGUUCAUUU